CAUAUUCUCCAUUCUCACUUAUCUCUCUCAACAAUCUCAUCAAUAAUGGAAGAGCUCCGGGAAGCGGCGGUUGCUUAUUACAACAACGGCACCGAGGAACAAAAGAAUUUGGCACGUCAGUUUUUCCGGGCAAUGGACGUUGACGGUAACGGCCGUGUCAGCCUUCGUGAGUAUACCGACUUCUUGGGUAAAACCGCCGGUUUAGCUAGCUUCCAUCCCGAGAUGUUUCCGACGCUUGACCAAAAUGGGGACGGUCAGCUCGACUUCACGGAGGUCUUGACGCUUUACUAUGUGGCUCGGACGCAUACCGUUUGUUGCGACGUGUGCCUCCAUGCUCUGAGUGGUUUAUACUUCACGUGUGUAACGUGCUUUGAAUCGAAAUGUGGCGACGACACGUUUGAUCUCUGCGUCAAGUGUUAUAAGCGGCAGGCCUAUAGCCAUCCGCAUCGUCUCUUCCUGGAUAGUAAUGUUUUAUUACGAGCUAAGCGUAGUAACGAUCCUCUGCAGCCGCCACCGCAGUCGCCACAGCAGCCGCCACCGCAGUCGCCACAGCAGCAGCAUGAUGAUGAACAGCCCGAAGAAGAAUCUGAAGUGGGAUGGUCCGAUGCGCUGGAAGCAAUGGAUGUCGCACUUACUGUCGGAGGUGCCGCCGUUGUGUUAUGCACUAUUAUGUAACAACUCAUUUUCUAUAUCAUUGUUGCAUUUUUUCUCAGAUAUUUGGAUACAUAGUAUAAGUUUCAAUUGCAGACUAAAAGAUCAAAUGCGUUAAAAACAAUGUAAUACAUUAAGUUUUGGGUUUUGGAGUGGAUGGCUCCACUGGAAAUUAUGUGUCAUAUUUCUAA
Molecule: messenger RNA, 842 nt
Organism: Camelina sativa (false flax)
Lineage: Eukaryota; Viridiplantae; Streptophyta; Magnoliopsida; Brassicales; Brassicaceae
Molecular function (GO): calcium ion binding
Source: RefSeq, a predicted model, not a curated record